Messenger RNA from Oncorhynchus masou masou (cherry salmon), 1554 nucleotides. It is a transcript of the gene homer1b, whose product is annotated as homer scaffold protein 1b. Gene Ontology annotation, molecular function: G protein-coupled glutamate receptor binding. The transcript has 11 exons. Gene Ontology annotation, cellular component: plasma membrane; cytoplasm; dendrite. NCBI's taxonomy places the organism in Eukaryota, Metazoa, Chordata, Actinopteri, Salmoniformes, Salmonidae. Gene Ontology annotation, biological process: regulation of store-operated calcium entry; G protein-coupled glutamate receptor signaling pathway. The coding region runs from base 1 to 1227 and encodes 408 amino acids. The record is from RefSeq and is a predicted model, not a curated record.
AUGGAAGGCGGUAGCGAGUUGGUGAUUCGGUUACCGGGACGAUCCCAUUCCCCGGACAACAACGGCAACAGUAACUUUGGGUUAGGCGAGUUUGGCCAGACAAUGGUGUUAAGGCACAAAGAGGUUCACCACUUCUUCUUGGCCCCCUUCAGGGAGCAGCCGAUCUACAGCACACGGGCACAUGCGUUCCAGAUUGACCCCAACACCAAGAAGAACUGGGUGCCCACCAGUAAACACGCUGUCACUGUGUCCUACUUCUAUGACAGCACCCGCAACGUUUACCGCAUCAUCAGCCUCGACGGCACCAAGGCGAUAAUCAACAGCACCAUCAGCCCCAACAUGACCUUCACAAAGACGUCUCAGAAGUUUGGCCAGUGGGCCGACAGCAGAGCUAAUACUGUUUAUGGCUUGGGCUUCUCUACUGAACACCACCUGACCAAGUUUGCAGAGAAGUUUUCAGAGUAUAAGGAGGCAGCACGUCAGGCCAAGGGAAAAAGUCAAGAUGGAAAGAUGGAACUAGCCACCUCUCCCUCUCAGGAGUCGCCAGCAGGUGAACUCUCUUCACCUCUGACUCCUGUGACUCCUCCCGCCAUGGACAACAUCAACGGGACAGAUGACCCCUGUGACAUCACACCCGAGCCCCUGUUACCUAGCCAUCUUCUGUAUACCACCCCUACCUUAAGACAUUCCCCCUCCAUCAAUAAGCACUGGGAGGCAGAGCUAUCAGCUCUAAAGGGGAACAAUGCUAAGCUAACAGCCACUCUGCUGGAGUCCACAGCUAACGUAAAACAGUGGAAACAACAACUGGCUGCCUACCAGGAGGAGGCCGAGAGACUCCACAAACGGGUGACUGAGCUAGAGUGCCAGAACACCCAGACCCCUGUGAUCAAAUCCCAGAAGACGGAGCUAAACCAGACCAUUGAGGAACUGGAAAGCACUCUGAAGGAUAAAGAAGAGGAAAUGGAGCGGUUGAAAGAGGAAGUGGAGAACGCUAACGAGCUGCUAGAGCAGAGACACUCCUUGACACAGAAACUACAGGAGACAGAGUUGCAUGGGCGAGUGUUGGAGGAGCAGCUCCUGGGAGCUGAGCAGCGAUUGGAAGAAAGUCAGGAAGAGCAGGAGAACUUCAGGAAGAGCCUAAGGACCCUACUGGAGAUGCUGGAUGGGAAGAUAUUUGAGCUGACAGAGCUCAGGAACAGCUUGGCCAAGCUCAUAGAGGGCAGCUAGUUAAUCACACACUGGCCAACACACUGAAUUACACAUAGACAGACUGACCCCUACUGGCAGAGUCAGAGAACUACACACACAGAUACACCACAUGAUUGACAUGGCUCCUAUAGAGCUCACUGGCUCACAGCGCCCCUUAAUGUUAGACAUACAGAACAGCACUCUCACCUUCUGCCAGACCCAUAUAACAACAAUAUACACUGCUGCCAGACCCAUACAACAACAUAACCCAGUGCUGAUGACAUAGAACAGCACCCCUUAUUGGCUCCUAGGUGUAUUGUAACUGCACCCUCUCCUUCCAAAAUAACCUACUGCAGCUGCUGCCAC